AUGACAACAGAACAGAUUCCAGCGAAUGACAUAGCCCAACAGAAAGAAUCGUCAAUUUGGCUGACGGAACUUUCAUUGACUAACGAAGGGUACGUUCUCAUAUUGCGCGUGUGGAAAAUCAUUCACAGUGGACCAUGCCGUAUCCUGUUUGAAAGGUGGAUUUGUUCACCGACGACAUGACGAGAUCCGUGACCUUUUGGCGACGGUGAUUGAUGAAGUGGCUUAUGACGUAUCUACAGAACCAGCCCUAACUCCUCUGACUGGUGAAGUACUACCGCCAAGCGCAAAUUCAGGGGAUGAUGCCAGAGUUGAUAUAGCUGCAAGAGGUUUCUGGCAGAGAUGUGAAAAGGCAUUUUUUUAUGUCAGGCGGUUUUUGACCCUUAUGCCCCAACACAUCGAUGCCAGAGAUCAACGGAAACGAAAGAGAGAAGAAGAGACAGUACAAACAGCGGAUUGUCGAGGUCGAGCAUGA
This is a messenger RNA of Paramuricea clavata, 472 nucleotides long. The record is from the annotation of a GenBank genome assembly. Lineage: Eukaryota; Metazoa; Cnidaria; Anthozoa; Malacalcyonacea; Plexauridae.